UAACUCUUUCUCACUAAAGCUUGACUCGGUCGGAAGUCCCUCCACGGGAUUAAUAUUAUCUAGAGAGACUAGGAGGGAGUCAAUCCGACCGAGAAAGUCUCCGGCGGUGCACCCUUCGAUCGGCCUGUCUUUUAAGUAUCUUCCCCACACUUCAGCCUUACCAUCUGAGCUGAGUACAACAGCUUGGCCCAUAUCGCAGCUGGAAACUCUCCAGCCCUUCUUCCAAGUAAUUUCUUUCGCCCGGCGAACCUUCUAGCAGUGCCAGCUUGGUUGCUCCCGCAGUUCAAUGGCCAACGAAGGCCCCCCAGCGCAGCAGCGAGAUCCCGUCCCGCAUCCUAUCCAGGGCGCUUUGAUCGACGACGGACACUCUAGAGUUCCAAAGCCUAUCCGAUAUGCUUCGACUCCCUCGUAUGAGAGCCAUCGACGACCACGUCGCGCCAACCCUUCAAUUCCACGCCGUGUAAAGGAAACUCUCGAUGCCCACACGGAGUAUACCACCAGCCAAGAUGAUGGCACAUCAGAACACCGUAUCAACCAGUACGUCAUUAAGCAGGAGAUUGGGAGGGGCUCUUUUGGGGCUGUUCACGUUGCGGUAGAUCAAUAUGGACAAGAAUAUGCAGUCAAAGAGUUCUCCAAGUCACGACUACGUAAAAGAGCGCAAUCCCAUGUCUUGCGAAGACCCCGUGGCCCUAGGCGCCCGAGGACGGACUUCAAUGAUGAACAGAGCAAGGAUCCUCUCUAUCUUAUCCGAGAAGAAAUCGCUAUUAUGAAGAAGCUACAUCACGAUAACCUUGUGGGCUUGAUAGAGGUGCUUGAUGACCCCACCCAAGAUUCUUUGUACAUGGUCAUGGAAAUGUGCAAAAAGGGAGUCAUCAUGAAGGUAGGGCUCGAGGAGAGAGCUGAUCCUUACGAUGACGAGCAUUGCCGCUGCUGGUUUCGCGAUCUCAUAUUAGGGAUUGAAUAUCUGCACGCUCAAGGCAUCGUCCAUCGGGACAUUAAACCGGAUAAUUGUCUUUUGACAGGUGACGAUGUGUUAAAGGUGGUCGACUUCGGGGUUUCAGAGAUGUUCGAGAAAGACUCCGAUAUGUAUACGGCGAAGUCAGCAGGCUCCCCCGCGUUCUUUCCCCCAGAGCUAUGUGUUGUGAAGCAUGGAGACGUUUCCGGCCGAGCAACAGAUAUCUGGUCAAUGGGUGUUACUCUGUUCUGUCUUCGAUAUGGGCGGCUGCCCUUUGAGAAGCAUAGCAUAUUUGAGCUCUAUGAGUCCAUUAGAAACGACGAGGUGGAUUGUGAGGGUGAAACCGACGAAAACUUUAAGCAUCUGGUGUCAAGGAUCUUAGAAAAGGACCCAAAGAAGAGAAUAAAGAUGCAAGAAUUACGAGAGCACCCGUGGGUCACAAAGAAUGGCACAGAUCCUCUUCCGUCAGAAGAAGAGAACACAGCCGGCGUAAUCGAGCCUCCGACGGAAGAGGAAAUGAACGAGGCUAUCACCAAGAAUAUUAACAACCUUUUUGUAGUUGUAAAAGCUGUUCAAAAAUUCAAACGCCUCCUUGACCCGACAAAGGAAGGACCACCAAUGCAGAGUAUUCUCGGUUCGGAAUUUGAAUCUCACUUUGUGCAGCCCCCUCUUUCGAUGGAGCCUGAAGAGGACCUUGAUAUACCCGGAAUGGAUUUCACCGGUGCCACCAAGGCCCAGAGCCUCGACACUUAUGACAGACCAUUGAAAGGACGUGAAUUGGUUGUACAGGGCUACCACCAGCAACCUCUUGUCUCUGAAAGGACGGAAUCACCGAAAGGGGUAGACCGUCCUAGCAUAUCCUCACGGCAAGGGUCUAACUUUGACGAGAACCGACCUUCUCAGGGUAUUAAAAGAAGAGCCCCAUGCAAUGGGGAAUAUCCAUUCGCGGAAAGCAUUUCUGGUGAACCGUCGGAAGAUAACCGCAGUAUCUCUGCCUCGCAAAUCUCUAGAGCUGGUACUCCCUCAACAAAACAAAGCAUGGAAGGUACUCGCGGCCACGCUCGGGACCCCCUGGAAGAAGGGCAUCCCUACUUGUUCAUUGGACCGUCGACAUUUUCAGGACAUAUAGAAGAGCAUGCGGAGCAAUCCCAGGGCGGUAUUAUUAUUCCAGUCCUCGGAAAGACGAAUACAUCCGACACUGGAUUUCCAAGUGACGACGUUCCGAUCGUCAGCGAAUCCCCUGGCGCAGCAGACAUUGAUAUAUACGAAACUGCCUAUAGGGAAGAAAUAGAGCGUAUUCGGAAACGCAGGCUCGCUCGAGAGGGCACUCACCCCAAAGUCUACCUCACCAGACGAGUUGAGGGUAAGAACGUUGAUCUUGGCGAACUAGCAGGGGCCGAAGCUAGCCAAGAUGCAGGCAUCGGUCGAAGACGGUCUAUUUUCCCGAGACCAGGGCUGAGCGCCAUAGCGACUCAACUUGGUUCGCAGCAAGGUGCGCAGCAGGAUGAUGAGCAAGCAGAGAAUUCGGCCGUGGAAAACGUCAUAUCGGCGGAGCCGGAGUCAGUUUAUGAAUCUCCCACUGCUGAGCCUGGAAUAUCUCCCGCAGACGCCAUCACACACCCUGAACCUGCAUUUAUGAGCACAAUACAAGAUAGGCGCAAGAACACACUGAAAUCCUUCCUUGCACGCAUGAGGGGGACUUGACGACCAGAUGAUCCAGAUCCCGGAAGCUCGCCACAUAGGUCGCGACGGUGAGACGUCUGAUCGAUCAGUUGGCAAGCAAUUAUCUGGGCUUUUUUCCGUUCC
Paecilomyces variotii is the source of this 2761-nucleotide messenger RNA. RefSeq names its product calcium/calmodulin-dependent protein kinase. Gene Ontology annotation, cellular component: cytoplasm. Lineage: Eukaryota; Fungi; Ascomycota; Eurotiomycetes; Eurotiales; Thermoascaceae. The transcript is spliced from 6 exons. Gene Ontology annotation, molecular function: ATP binding; protein serine/threonine kinase activity. The coding region runs from base 287 to 2659 and encodes 790 amino acids. Gene Ontology annotation, biological process: intracellular signal transduction; protein phosphorylation. The record is from RefSeq and is a predicted model, not a curated record.